Salmo salar (Atlantic salmon) is the source of this 1244-nucleotide messenger RNA. RefSeq lists its product as uncharacterized. The record is from RefSeq and is a predicted model, not a curated record. NCBI's taxonomy places the organism in Eukaryota, Metazoa, Chordata, Actinopteri, Salmoniformes, Salmonidae.
UGGAGGAUAGCUGUCACAGGAAAGACCAGCAGGACAAACACAUUAUCUUUACAUACCCCCUCCCUCCAAGUGUUCCUUUUGAAAUUAGCGUUUACCAAAAACUGGGAUGACGUGCAGAGCUACCUGAUCUCAUCCGACCGUACAUUCCUACUCUCUGAGAACGAUGCCAUAAAAUUGGAGCUCAGAGAUACCAAGAGCCGACAAGAGACUUUGAUCAAGAGCCUCCACCUGUCCCUCCAUUCUGCUGAGCAGGAGAACAAGAGCUCCAAGCUCACAUUCCAGCAGAACCUCAGGCUGUCUGAGGACAAGGUACACUUUGAGGGACAGGUCCUGUAUUUGCAGCACAAUCUCAUGGGCUCCAAUGAGAGGACUCAGAGUGUGCAGAAAAUCCUCUGGGUCUCUAACAAGAGGCUCCAGUCCCUUCAGCAAGACCUGGAGGAGUCUGAGAAGAGAGGCCAAAGUCUGCAGAAAAUCCUUGGGGACUCCCAAGAGAGGACCCAGUCUCUGCAACAGAACCUGGCUUCCUUUGAGAAGAACACCCAGACCCUCAGCCAGAACCUUAGCGCUUCAGAAAAGAAAGUUGAGUUCCUUCAGCACAAUAACUGGAAGUCUGAGGAAAAGGUCUCUCUCCUGCAGCAGAGCCUGAAGUUUUCAGAGGAGAAGGUCUUAUCCCUCCAACACAACCAGGGGGCCUCAGAGAGAGCCCAGUCCCUACAGCAGAGCCUCAACUCCUCAGAGGAAAAUCUCCAGUCAACAAAACAUUGGCUCAAGGCUACAGAUGAGAAGGCUAAAGUCCUGAAGGAGGCUCUCAGAUCUUUAGAGGAGAAGACCCAGUCCUUACAGGAGGCCCUGGGGGUCAGCGAGAGGCGGAUCAGGGCAGCCAAGGCCCAGCAGCAGUCUGGAGAAAUGCAAAGAUGAGACGGAGGAGAGGAUCAAGGGUUUCUGAGGAGAAGCACCACAGCAUAGUGCCGGACCUGCAGAUGGGUCUUCAGAGUGCCAGGGAGAAAGUGGAGAUUCUGCAGGAUGCACUGGACAAGACUGAGUCUGGGCAUGUGAGAGGUGGGGAAGCUUCAACAGAAACUGAACAGAGCUACAAAGAAAUUGUCUUCAACAGAGCAAGAGCAGCACAGCCAGAUUGUUGCCUUGAACACUCAAUUGCUGGAGGAGCAGUCAAAGGCAAACAAGGAGCUUGAGAGAUCCGUUAGAUAUGAGAAAGAGCUGCAAGACACUAUCAAGGAUCUCAG